Molecule: messenger RNA, 1137 nt
Organism: Besnoitia besnoiti
Lineage: Eukaryota; Apicomplexa; Conoidasida; Eucoccidiorida; Sarcocystidae
Product: SNARE associated protein
Exons: 7
Coding region: 1-1137 (378 amino acids)
Source: RefSeq, a predicted model, not a curated record
AUGGCGGUGACGAGGCGGAACCUGCGGCGAACGCCGGCUUCCUCGCAGUUUCUGGACCCACCAGAAAAUGAGGUUUCAUCGUCCCCUCGCUCGUCUGGCACGGGGACGAGAAGCCGGCGAGGAGACGCACACAUCUCACAAGGAGAACGAGCAGACAGGCGUAGAAUUCAAAGCGAGACUUCCUUCGAUGCGCAAGAGAACGCCUCCGAGCCUGCCUCUUCUGACACAGAGGAAAUGAGAACAUGCGAGCGGAGCGCGACUUGCGCUGUUCGACGGCGAGUGCUCGUUGCCAAGUUUCUGAUCAUGGCAGGUUUGUUCCUCGUCUCUGCUUGCGGUGUUGCGGCGUUCUACUUCCACUUACCAGGUCUCUCCCCUAGCUCCCGCGAAGAGCUCGCGCGCUUUUUGCCGUCCUCGCUGAGCGACAGCAGCAAGCUUCGGCGCCUCGAGAACGUCCGUGGUAUCUUCCACGUCUUCGCCAAUUAUAAGGAGGAACAUCCCGCAGCAACUCUCGUCUUCCUUUCUUCCUGUUACCUGCUCUACCAGGCUUUCCCGCUCUUUAUGAUAACCUUCACAGGCACCUCGACUCUGGUGACAGUCCUUUUGGGUGCUCUUUUUUCUCCCCUUGUCGCAUUCUGCACCGCGAAUGCGUUGGCUGCUGUCGGUCCCUCGCUUGCCUACUUCAUGUUUAGGUGGGUGGGCAAGCCCAUCGUGCUCUUCCUUUUCCCUGAGAAGCUCGAGAGGCUGAAGCGUGUGCUGCAUCCACGCAAGCAACUGCAGAGAGGGCGCCCGAGUGACGACGCAAGUGGCAGCCCCCAAGACAAAAAGCCGCCCGGCUUUGAUGUGGAUCUCUUCCUCACGGUCCUCUUCCUUCGCGUUUCUCCAGUAUUCCCCAACCUGUUUAUCAACGCAGCAGCGCCACUCCUUGAGGUUCCUUUCGAUGUUUUCUUUACGGCGACGCUCUUCGGUCUGAUGCCAAACACAAUUCUUUUCGUGUCGAUGGGAAACGCCCUGACUUCGCUCGAUUCCUUGGACGGCAGUUGGCGACUCUGGCUGCUGCUCUGCGCCAUGGCGGGGGCUGUCGUUCUCCUGAAGGUUCUUCGAAGACGCUUGCGACCGAAAGACAGUGAAGGCAUCUAA